AUUGUUUAUUGUGAUUUUUGCAAUCCCCUCUAAUCGCAUCAUCCUGUGGCUUCUGAAUUUUUCGGAUAAAGCUGGAGGAUAGAAGCUGAUUUUGUUUACGUGAUUUUUGGCUGUUCCUGAAAGCAGAAGGCCGGAACAGCGAUGCAAAUGGACUUAAAUGCCAUCAUAGAGAAAAUGGAAACGGGCGAUCAAGACGCCGCGCUGACAGCUUUACAGACCUAUAAUAAAGAGAAGUCACAGUGUUUUUCAUUUACCCCAGGGGAGGAGGAAGACAGAGAGAAUGGACAUUUGCCAAAGCGGCUGGGCGAGCUAGUGCUCGGCUUCCUGGAGCGAGACCUCCAGCCUUCAUGUCAGCUGGCCUGUCUGGAAAGCAUCCGCAUCCUCUCGCGUGAUAAGAAGUGCCUGGCUCCAUUCGCCACCCACCACGCCAUGCAGAUAUUGAUCCGACAUGCUGGAUUGGAUCAGGGUGAAGGUGGCAUGACACCCCACACGGAGAUCCCAGACCUGGAAGUAAUCGUGGAAGCUCUGAAGUGCUUAUGCAACAUCAUCUUCAACAGUGAAGCAGCUCAGGAGGCAGGCGCGGAGCUUCAGAUGAUCGUGGGAUUAGCAGAGAGGAUGAAACAGUGCCGCGAGCCACAAUGGAAUCACGACGUUCGAUUCUUCGACCUGCGGCUCACGUUUUUGAUUACCGCCCUCCGGGUGGAUGUGAGAGCCCAGCUUGCACAUGAUUUGCGGGGUGUUAGUCUGCUCUCAGAGGUGUUGGAUGCCACACUCUGCCUGUGUUGGCCUGACACGUAUGAGGUGGCCCGUGCGGGUGUGGACGGGUGCUCAGAGCUGUCCGAGUUGGGGAGGCAGGAGACGGAGCGAGCCAUGGAGAUCUUAAAGAUUCUUUUCAAUGUCACCUUCGAUUGCAACCGCCGUAAAGUGGACGAGGUGAGACUUAUGUGUUUGCAUCCACCACCAUUGAGUUCAACAGUACAUGCACUCUUUUUCAACAGUCUUGAUUCAGGAAGUAAUUUUCCCACUCAUUAUUUCCAUAGGGUUUUCAUAAUUUAAGUCCUCAUAGAAGAGUUCUAAGCCAUUUCUAAGCCAGUUCUAACCAACAAGCACCUUGGUGAAUCACAACAUUACAAACUUGAAUCAAAAAAAGAAUUUGAAAAGCAGAUGAAAAGACAAAGUCACAAGAAUGUGUACUUAACGUCUUUCAUGGGGGAAGGAAGAUGUAAUCUCAUUAAAAAUUAUGAAAAAAUUAUAAUAAUUUAAAUUUGUUGAUUGUAAGUAUAGAAACAAUGUAUAAUAAAUUAAUUGCAAAAUAUUUAGAUAUAAAUAUGUGUAUCAGUAGUUUGAGAGUGUGGGGAGACUGACUCGAUAGCGUCUUUCACAAUGCGUCAUGGAAGUGGGAGGUCGCUGUAGAGCUCUUUUGGUGCGCUUUGCCCCGAUUCGCUGAUUGGUGGAUCUUUCUAAGCAGGAUCAUGGUAAUGUAGUCAUUCACCACAAAUUCCGCUAUUAAAGGGAUAUUUCAGCCAAAAAUUACAAAUAUUUCAGCUCUGUA
This is a messenger RNA of Xyrauchen texanus (razorback sucker), 1552 nucleotides long. Its product is annotated as synembryn-A-like. The coding region runs from base 142 to 1056 and encodes 304 amino acids. Lineage: Eukaryota; Metazoa; Chordata; Actinopteri; Cypriniformes; Catostomidae. Gene Ontology annotation, biological process: G protein-coupled receptor signaling pathway. Gene Ontology annotation, molecular function: G-protein alpha-subunit binding; guanyl-nucleotide exchange factor activity. Gene Ontology annotation, cellular component: plasma membrane; cytoplasm. The transcript is spliced from 4 exons. The record is from RefSeq and is a predicted model, not a curated record.